AUGGUUUCAUUUUCAUGUGAAGCUUGUGGAGAAACUGUGCCGAAGAAGAAGUGUUCGCAGCAUCAAAGGAGGUGUAGAGAUGCAUGCUUCACCUGCUUGGACUGUCAGAAAACGUUUUAUGGUAACGAGUACAUUAAUCACACCAGUUGCAUAAGUGAAGCGGAGAAGUAUGAGAAGAAAUUCUAUAAAGGCAACAAGAAGAAUAAAAAGAGCAAGAAGACUGACACGAAGAAAGUUGAGGUUAAAGAAGCAGAUUCAUCUUCUAGGAAAGAUAAGAGCAAGAGCUCGGCAGACAGCAAAAGCAAGAAAGAAAAGCACAUUGACCUGUCAAAGAUAAUUAUGCAGGGUGAACCGAUCUCACUUUAUAAAGUGUUUAAGAAGCUUCACGGAAAAGAUGAUAAGCUCUCAAAGAGACUAACUGAAAGCAAAAAGAGCUUCUUGAAAUCAUUGAAGGUUGUCGAAAAGGAAGACGGCACAUUAACUCUAGAUAUAGAUUUGUAA
This is a messenger RNA of Brettanomyces bruxellensis, 501 nucleotides long. RefSeq lists its product as uncharacterized. Bases 1 to 501 code for a protein of 166 amino acids. Gene Ontology annotation, molecular function: DNA binding. The record is from RefSeq and is a predicted model, not a curated record. Gene Ontology annotation, cellular component: nucleolus. Lineage: Eukaryota; Fungi; Ascomycota; Pichiomycetes; Pichiales; Pichiaceae. Gene Ontology annotation, biological process: negative regulation of transcription by RNA polymerase II; rRNA processing. The transcript has a single exon.